GCGGAAGUGCAUUCCGGAAACCUCACGCGCCCCGAAAAUCAGCUGAUGGUGAUGACGUCACUCGUGUAAACGGCAGGAGUCCGUCACUAGCUCGGCACUUUCAGACCUAACGAUUAUCCGUUUCUUCAAGGAAUGGCGUUUGUUAAAAGUGGCUGGCUUCACCGCCAGAGCACUAUCUUGCGUCGCUGGAAGAAAAAUUGGUUUGACCUUUGGUCAGAUGGCCGUCUAAUUUUCUAUGAUGACCAGCAACGGCGUGACAUGGAGGAUGAAAUCCAUAUGAGGGUGGACUGCAUUAACAUUCGCAAUGCCAAUGCAUGUCGAGAUUUAACACCUCCUGAAGGAAAAGGCAGAGAAGCCCUUCUUCAAAUAGUGUGCCGUGAUGGACGUGUUAUCAGCCUCUGUGCAGACAGUGCAGAUGAUGCCCUGGCCUGGACUGUGGCCCUUCAGGAUGCCAGAAUCAACACAGUGGUGGCACCUCCUCAGUUUGGUUUUACCCAGGAAGUUAUUGCCUCUGCUCCUCCUUCUUAUGCGGAAUUAAACCCGACUCCUCAGGUAUAUUACCCGGACCAAUAUGGUGGCUAUGUCCCUUAUCCUCCUCCCCCCUAUGCCCCUAAUGCUGCAUAUUCUGCAGGUGGGCAACAGUAUGCAUUUGCCUCUCCCUAUCACAACCAAGGAGUGUACCCUUCUCAUGAAGUUAACCAUGUGAUCAUUGAGGAUCGUCGGCGUGAUGAUGCAGGCGGUAUCGCUCUCGGCAUGCUCACUGGUGCUGCUACAGGAUUGGCUAUCGGUUCCCUAUUUUCUGUAUUUUAAUAUGCGUCAUUCUUUCUCACGGUGUCAGUAUAGGAUGGACUAGUCUUGUGUUACUGCUCUUAUCUUUGCUACAAGUCCAUGCUAUAUGUAAUACUUAGAUCUAAUAGACUUUAACUGCCUAAUGGAUCACAAAUGCUUCCCCCAACACAGCUAAUUAGUCUGUAUGAACCAAAGCCUCAUGGUAGCAUUUAUAGCUUGGUGUGGGAAAGUUUGUUUCAUGUGUACAUUGUGAAAUGAAAUGGAGUGGUUUUGAACUGCAACAGUGUGAAAGAGGCGUUAGGGUGGUUGCGCCUGAAGAUUGGGUCACCUGCUUAGAUUGCAUUUGUAGGCUAAAUGCGGUGAAAUGAAGUAUGACUGGUGAUUGUUUUUCACUAUGGUGUCUUAAAAUGAUUGGCAUUGUAUUUUUUUUUCUUCUCACUGAGUCCAUAGGAUGUUUUGUAAGCAGACCUUGAUAGUCGAUCAAACUGGAUAAAAAUGAGAUGACAUUUGCUUUAAACUUUAACAGUAGGUUUGCUGAUUCCUGAACUUAACUACUGAUCAAUUGGUGGAAACUUGAAAUAUGAAUAGUGCAAUAAUUAAUGCAUGUUGGAAAGAUUCUGAUCUUGAUUUUGUUUUAGGUCAAUGAUGGCCUUAUUUGGGAUGCUUUAAGACUUGUGCAUACUUCCAUUGUGGCCUUACAAGGAGACCUAGAACAAGCAAACCAGAUGCUAGAAAUAAUGCGAUAUUUUGAGAUUUUUCCCCCAUUAAUAAGUACUUUAACCAGUUGUAGCAGUGAAUUAAAAUUCAAAUGGACACAUCCUGUUGAGCUAGUUUGGUGGAAAAAUGCAAAUGUUUAUAGUGCGUCGUAUUGCUGAAAACAUAAACUCCAUUAAUUCAUUGUUUAUCAGUUUGCCUUACUCCAAAUCAGGUGAAUACAGUUAAGAUGCAUUUUAUUUUCCUUUCUGCACCAAAAGGUUGGACUUAUAAACACCUGGCACCACAGUCAGAAAAUGCACCAAUUGAUGACCCUCACCAGAUCUCAGAGUUGGAUAUGAAUAUCUGCUCUGUUUGCGCUAAUUCCAUAGCAGCAAAGAUGUUUAAUGUAUAUUAGAAUAUCAGAAAAGCACUCCUGGUUUGCACUGGUGUGAGAGCUUGUUGUUCUGGCUCUGGCUUUACUCUUUUUCUGUCUGUUCUUCACUGAACCCUCAUUUAUUCUAUACCUCUAAAGCUGUUAUAAUAAUAGUAGAAUUUAUAUGUUCCUUUUUUGGAAAAUAAUUUUUUUAAAAGCUUCUCUCCAAUUUGAGUGUUAUUUAUUUGGUUUGGGUUUGUGGAAAAUGUCUGUAAUGCUUUGGGUUGUGGUAUCUCUGUUUCUACAUUGUUUUUAUUUUGUUGUUGUUUUGUGAAGAAGUUAAAAGGAGCAGCCUAUUUUAACCCAUUAACCCAAAAUGAGCAAACGAAUGCUCUCUGAAUAACAUCCAAGGGACUCUGACCUCCCAUAAUAAUGUAAGGAGAAAUACUUGGUGUACACAGGGCACUGGAUUUUCACCUUUUCUUCUGCUCAGUUUUUCAUUCGGUAUACUUUGACAAUAAUUAUGGUUUACAUUAGACCAUAUUAAUUAUUGACUACAUUAACUGUCUGUUUACUUGAACAUUGUGUUUACAUGAGCAAUGGUAUGUUGAAUUGGUUUUAAACUGAAGUCAUUGUUUAAUAAAAUUUUCCCUUCAACAUUUUAUCACAUUGAGUAUUACGGAUAUUUGUUUGUGAACCAGUAACCAAAACAUGUAUAUCUGAUAAAUACUUUCUGAAGCUACUUUUGUUUGUUGUAUUUAACUUUUACUGUCUUAUUCUUGGUCCAGUAUACCUGCACAUACACUAUUUGUUGUUGAACCAGUUUGUAUUUCCAUGUUAUACUAUCAUGAAAUUAAUUAAAGUAAGCAACCUAAA
Molecule: messenger RNA, 2734 nt
Organism: Neoarius graeffei (lesser salmon catfish)
Lineage: Eukaryota; Metazoa; Chordata; Actinopteri; Siluriformes; Ariidae
Gene: plekhb2
Product: pleckstrin homology domain containing, family B (evectins) member 2
Exons: 8
Coding region: 133-810 (225 amino acids)
Biological process (GO): regulation of cell differentiation
Cellular component (GO): membrane
Source: RefSeq, a predicted model, not a curated record